Molecule: messenger RNA, 1869 nt
Organism: Lotus japonicus
Lineage: Eukaryota; Viridiplantae; Streptophyta; Magnoliopsida; Fabales; Fabaceae
Product: pectinesterase-like
Exons: 2
Coding region: 55-1722 (555 amino acids)
Biological process (GO): cell wall modification
Molecular function (GO): pectinesterase inhibitor activity; pectinesterase activity
Source: RefSeq, a predicted model, not a curated record
AGCUGAAGAAAUUAACAAGGAUCAUCAAGAGCUAGCAGCCAGUAACAUUGGAAAAUGGCUACCCCACAACAAUCUUUGCUAGACAAGCCUAGAAAAUCCUUUUCCAAAACUUUCUGGUUAUUCCUCUCUUUAGCUGCUAUCAUAAGUUCCUCAGCCCUUAUUGCUUCUUAUCUCAAACCCACCUCCUUCAACCUCUUCUUGUCACCUCCCAAUGGCUGUGAACAUGCACUUGACGCAUCAUCAUGCUUAGCUCAUGUUUCAGAAGUAUCUCAAAGCCCCAUCUCAGCCACCACAAAAGACCCCAAACUGAAUAUUCUCAUAUCCUUAAUGACCAAGUCCACCUCACACAUUCAGGAAGCUAUGGUCAAAACCAAAGCUAUCAAAAACCGCAUUAACAACCCUAAAGAGGAGGCAGCUUUGUCUGACUGUGAGCAGCUAAUGGACUUGUCCAUAGACAGAGUGUGGGACUCAGUUAUGGCUCUAACCAAAGACACCACUGAUUCACACCAAGAUGCACACGCAUGGCUAAGCGGUGUGCUCACGAACCAUGCAACUUGCUUGGAUGGACUAGAAGGUCCAUCACGGUCACUAAUGGAGGUUGAGAUUGAGGACUUGAUUUCAAGAUCAAGAACUUCUCUAGCCCUACUUGUUUCUGUUUUGGCUCCAAAUGGUGGUCAUGAACAAUUCAUCGAUGAGCCACUAAAUGGGGACUUUCCAUCAUGGGUGACCAGGAAGGAUCGGAGGCUGUUGGAGUCUUCGGUAGGGGACGUAAAUGCCAAUGUUGUGGUGGCUAAGGAUGGGAGUGGCAGGUUCAAGACUGUGGCUGAGGCUGUUGCAUCGGCACCUGACAGCGGUAAGACAAGGUAUGUUAUCUAUGUGAAGAAAGGAACCUAUAAGGAGAACAUUGAAAUUGGUAAGAAGAAGACGAAUGUGAUGCUCACUGGGGAUGGUAUGGGUGCAACUAUUAUCACCGGGAACUUGAAUGUCAUCGAUGGAAGUACCACGUUCAAAAGUGCCACUGUUGCUGCUGUGGGCGACGGGUUUAUAGCCCAAGACAUUUGGUUCCAAAACACAGCAGGACCACAAAAGGAACAGGCAGUGGCUCUUCGUGUUGGAGCAGACCAAUCCAUCAUAAACCGUUGCCGAAUUGACGCUUACCAAGACUCUCUCUACACUCAUACCAAUAGACAGUUUUACCGAGACUCCUUCAUCACAGGUACCGUUGACUUCAUCUUCGGAAACGCAGCUGUUGUGUUCCAAAAGUGUAAUAUAGUGGCCAGGAAGCCCAUGAGUAACCAAAAAAACAUGCUCACGGCCCAAGGGCGUGAAGACCCAAACCAAAACACAGGAACUUCAAUUCAGCAAUGUAACCUGACACCAAGCCAGGAUCUUAAGCCCGUUGCGGGAUCCAUCAAAACUUACUUGGGUCGCCCAUGGAAGAAGUACUCAAGAACUGUUGUGAUGCAGUCCUCCAUUGAUAGCCAUAUUGAUCCAACAGGAUGGGCUGAGUGGAAUGCUGAGAGUAAGCACUUUCUGCAAACGUUGUAUUAUGGAGAAUACUUGAACAGUGGAGCAGGUGCUGGUACUGGUAAAAGAGUGAAUUGGCCUGGUUACCAUGUCAUCAAAACAGCAGCUGAGGCUAGCAAGUUCACUGUAGCACAACUCAUCCAAGGUAAUGUUUGGUUAAAGGGCAAGGGGGUUAACUUCAUUGAGGGCCUUUAGAUGUAUAAAGGCUUCAGCAAGCUAGUGUUUUUUUUUUUUUUUGCUAGUGUGUUUUUGUUCCAGAUGUGCUGGAGUUUUCGUGAAAUAAUGUUCAAAACUUGUGUUGUAUUGGAGAAUGAUGUUUUAUGAAGGCUGUGAUUUAAUAAA